GUAAUCACAAGUGAAGAGGCUGAAAGACGGGGACAGCUAUAUGAUAAUAAAGGGAUCACAUAUCUUUUUGAUCUGGAUUAUGAAUCUGAUGAAUUCACAGUGGAUGCAGCUCGAUAUGGAAAUGUGUCUCAUUUUGUGAAUCAUAGUUGUGACCCAAAUCUUCAGGUAUUUAGUGUUUUCAUCGACAACCUUGAUACUCGGCUCCCCAGAAUAGCAUUAUUUUCCACAAGAACCAUAAAUGCUGGAGAAGAGCUGACUUUUGACUAUCAAAUGAAAGGUUCUGGAGAAUUAUCUUCAGAUUCUAUUGACCACAGCCCUGCCAAGAAAAGGGUCCGAACUGAAUGUAAAUGCGGAGCGGAGAUGUGCAGAGGUUACCUCAACUGAAAUUUCAGGAAAUGGAGCUCAUGAUAUUUAUGUUUUGUUUUGUUUUUCUUCUAACAACUGAAAAAGUACUUGGGACUCCUUUCUAUUAUCAAGAUUAUAUGUAUGUUAAUAUAAAACUCAUGUUUCAAGAUAUUUGCCAAGUACACUACUGUUGCUUCUAAAGACUUCAGGGCCUCAUAGACAGUAUAUAUUUGGUGGUUACCUGGAAAGCGAACUAUUCACAAGUUACCUUGUGCUUAAGAAGUCGGAACAGACGAGUGUCCCCUUCAGUGUUUGAAAAGUGAUGAAGCAAUGAUUGUUGAUAUAAAACCUUUUACCUUGACCCAAACAGAUAAUUCAAUUUAGACAAAUGUACAAAUUUUUUUUUACUAUAUUGUUCCCAUUUAAUACUUACUGAUCUUGUAUAUGAGACAAAUAAGUGACACUGAAUUUUUUACUAUAUUUUCUACUUUUACACUAAAACAUUGGCAUCUUAAUAGUGUAUUUCAGAUGUAAAUGUGAAAGAUUUACUUUUAGCUUCACCUCAUUCUGAAACAGUAUCUACCAUUACAAAGACUGUCUGAACCUGAAAUUCUUAGAGAUUUUUUUAAUCCUGUAGAAGAGUCUCUAAUCAGCUCCUCUGGAGUCCAUAGUGGCUGGCCAUUGUGCUUCUUUGAAGAGACAGCAGUAUGACUCAGAGGACACGUUGGAGUGCCAGGCAGAGCAAACAGGACAAAGUGAGGUCCACAUUGAGUAUCUCAUCUAAACAGGAGAUGGAGAUGCCAGGGAGCACGUGUCCCCAGGGACAGUGUAAUUCACACCACAUCACCGUCACUUCAGGCAGUUUCAAUAUUUCCUUUCCACUAAAUUUAAUUUUGUAUUUUUCGCAUGUCCUUGAAAGUAACCUAUAUUUGAGCAGAUACUUGUUUUAUACAAGAAUUUUUUAGAUAGGAUAAAGCUAAGCUUGGCCAAAGUUAUGUCCGUUUGAACUUUUAUUAACCUAUGGGGAUUAGAUAGGAUUUUUUUUCCCCCUGUGUAGUAAAACCAAUAAGGAAAAAAACUUACUUUCAUCUUUCUGGGUCUGGGAAUUGUAAUUAUGGUGUCCAGUGUGAAGACAAAAACAAAAUGCAGCAAAUAAUCCGAGGUUUCAGUGUUCUCUAAGAUUUACCUAAGCUCACUGCUCUAGGCUUUAAUAGACUGUUUAAUAGACCGUACUAUGCAUAAGUAAAAUGAACUGAAUUCAGGAACUCAGCCCUUCCUUUAUCUUCCUAAUCUUAACUUGUUUUUGGAGAAACUGCAAUGUUAUUCAAAAUAUUGCCCUCACGUGGCUACUUGUUCACAAUACAUAACAUAAACUGUUUGCAUGUUUGGAGCCCCAUAGUAUGUCUGUUACCCCAAAAUCAAGAAAAUAUAUUUUUUUAAAUGGACUUGUUUUUCUUUGAGCAUCUUAAAAGUGUUACAGGUCUGUUUUUCCCCUCUCCCAACCCCCCAUAGCCAAGCUCACUCUGAAUUAUUCUCAGGUUUAAAAAUAGGAUUCUUUUUUUUUUUAAUCAGUGUUUUGACUGUCUAGAUAUUUGGUCUUGUUUACUAUUUAGGUUAAAAAGAAAUUUAAGGGGGCAAAGGGAAAGAGCCUGUGUAUAAUAAAUGUGUGGCUUUGUUUUGUUCUUACUAGAAAUGUAAUGGGCCCUUAAGAUUUUGUGGGGAGGGGUAGGUCUUGAGACAGGGUAUCUUUUAGCUCAGGCUAGCCUUGAAUUUGCUGUUUAGCUGAGGAUUAUCUGGAACUGUUGAUCCUGCCUCCACCUCUCAGGGCUGGGAUUACAGAAAUGUGCCACCAUGCCCAGCUUGAGAUUUUUACCUUUAAACAACAACAACAACAAAACAAACAAGUAAACAAAAGGAAUUUCAUUCUAAGUUCCAUACAUGUAAUGUACUUUGCUUCUAUUCACUAUUCCAUUCCUCUUUCUUGCCUUUCAACAUUCCCCUAUUCCCUUCUGGCCAUAGUCCUUCUUGAACUUUCAUCUAAAUACAAAUGUGUGUGUAUGUGUUUGUGUGUGUGCCUCUUUGUUGCUGUGACAAAAGUGAGCAGUUCAGCUCCAGUUUGAUCCCUUCAAGUCUCAUGGCCUAAGUGUGUAGAGUUUUCAGAAAUGGACCUGGAGGUAGUCAUGACAGGAACUUAAGAGCAGAGGCUGGAACCACAAAGGAACACUGCUUACUGGCUUGUUCCCAGGCUCAUACUCAGCUAGCUUUCUUACACAAGCCAGGCCCAUCUGCCUAGGAACGGACUGCCCACAGUGGGCUAGACCCAGCUACAUCAAUUAACAAUUAGAAAAUCCCCCAAGACAUGCCACAGGCCAAUAUGAUGGAGACAGGUCCUCAUUUGAAGUUCCCUUUUUUCAGGUGACCCCCCCAGUUUGUCAACCUGAGAGCUGAAGCUAACUGAUAAUGUAUAUAUAAUCAUUUUGCAUAUUUGAUACUUCUCUAAGUGUGGCUAGCCUCUAGGAUUCUAUGAUGUAUCUUGGCAUUUUGAAACUUUUUUAACCUUGGCUAAUUUUCAUUCUUGAAAACUGAAGUAGCCACUUCAGUUAGUCCUGCCUGUUUUAAUGCUGUUUGGAAAGGUUUCUGUCAUAUAGCAUAGUGCUCAAGGCCUGUUGCCUGUGUGUGAGCCCUGGCUGCGCUGCUCACUAGCUAUGUGAAGUGACCUGUGUGCCUUACCCUCAUGGCCUACCUCAAAGUGUGGUUUCACAGAUUAAAGCUUUAUAAGGUGUUUUUUAUUACAGUAUAAACAUGUAAAUAUUUCCUAUUAUUCUGUACUUAAAACAUAAGCUAUAAAAGCUGGUGAUCAGGUAUACUGAUAUAAAUCUACAUUACUGUUCUUAGCUCUUGACUUCAUUCCAGACAGUGUUCAUGCCAGACUUAAGAACUAAAACAUGAAAAUCACAGUUAUAAAAUGUUAGAAAUACAUUCAGAACAAUAUUUGCAGGCAUGUUUUUAAUGCUAACUUUGGAUCAUGAAAUAUCCUAGUAAAACCAAGUUUUGUGCUGAGAGUAUGGCUCAGCUCAAAUCAAAAUAAAGUUUUGAGUAUUAGUGAAUAUAUACAAAUACAUACAUACAUACAUGCAUACAUAUAUGCAUAUAUUCUAAGUCAUCACCCAGUAGGUUGGGUCCAGUAAUUUGAGGUCUAAUUGCUGUGUAGCAGUGAGGAUCUGUGACAGUUAAUUUAAUCUGCAAAUUGUAAGACUCCUUUUAAGCUAUUUUAAGUGAUGUGUCUAUAUCAUUCUCUUGAUUUGUAAAAUGUCACCAUACUAAAGUGCUUAUGAAAAUGUUUACAAAGCUUUAUUAGAUCCACUUGCAUCAAUACAAAAGCAUUGUACUUUAAGGCAGUUUAACAGCUCAUAGAACAUAUGUUAGCCAUUUAAUUCUAAGUAUUUUCCUUUACAUUCUAAUCAACAAUGUCAGUGCACUGGUAACAUUUUUAUCUCUUGAAACAAGCUCUUGCAGAGUUGUGCAGGCUUAACCUCCAAUGCCACCCCUCCUGUCUCGGCCUUUAGAGUAAGCUGGAACACAGCCUUGCUUAGC
Molecule: messenger RNA, 3939 nt
Organism: Psammomys obesus (fat sand rat)
Lineage: Eukaryota; Metazoa; Chordata; Mammalia; Rodentia; Muridae
Product: histone-lysine N-methyltransferase SUV39H2
Cellular component (GO): nucleus
Molecular function (GO): histone H3K9 methyltransferase activity; protein binding
Source: RefSeq, a predicted model, not a curated record